AUGUCCUACUCCAACGAGUCCUGCGGCAUCAGCUGCCCCCAGCCCAUCGCCGAGAGCUCCAACGAGCCAUGUGUGCAGCAGUGCCCUGACUCCAGAGCCCUGAUCCUGCCCCCGCCGGUGGUGGUGACCAUCCCGGGCCCUGUGCUCAGCACCUGCCCUCAGGAGAGCGUUGUGGGAUCGUCGGGCCCAGCCUUGCCGGGGCGUUCCUUCAGUUCCCGCAGCUCCCAGGGCUACGGGGGCUCCUUUGGGCUGGGAGGUUCAGGGGGUUAUGGGGGUUAUGGGAGCUCCCUGGGCUAUGGGGGCUCCUUUGGGUCUGGAGGUUAUGGGAGCUCCCUUGGCUAUGGGGGCUAUGGGAGCUCCCGGGGCUAUGGGGGUUUCUCAGGCUAUGGGGGCUCCUUCGGGGGCUAUGGGGGCUCCCGGGGCUAUGGGGGCUCCUUUGGCCUGGGAAGCUGUGGGGGCUAUGGGGGCUCCCAGGGCUAUGGGGGCUCCCUGGGCUACGGCCGUUCCCUGGGUUAUGGAGGUGACACCGGCUAUGGGGGCUCCUUUGGGGGCUAUGGGGGAUCCUUUGGGGGUUAUGGGGGCUCCCUUGGGGGCUAUGGGGGCUCCCUUGGGGGCUAUGGGGGCUCCUUUGGCAAUUGCGGGAGGUCCUACAGCUCCGGCUUCUCCUCACGGGGCCUGGGCUAUUCCGUGCCUGGCUCCCAGAGAUGGGGCAGGUCCCGCCGCGGGAGCUGUGGGGUUUUCUAA
Molecule: messenger RNA, 744 nt
Organism: Melospiza georgiana
Lineage: Eukaryota; Metazoa; Chordata; Aves; Passeriformes; Passerellidae
Product: scale keratin-like
Exons: 2
Coding region: 1-744 (247 amino acids)
Cellular component (GO): intermediate filament
Molecular function (GO): structural constituent of cytoskeleton
Source: RefSeq, a predicted model, not a curated record